AGAGAGGGAUGAGAGAGGGAUGAGAGAGAGAGAGAGAGGGAGGGAGAAUUGAAUUUGAAAUCGUUCUAAGUACUGUAACAGGUAUUCUAUGGGCCUCCAGCAGUUCUAUCAUGAUGUCACAAUGUCCCUGUCAUAAACCCGGAGUCAUCAGGUUAUAAAACAACAGUAUUUAAGGGCUCUCUGUCUGUCACCGAGAGCAGCCGGACAGCAGGUCCCACCCGGACGCUCAGGAUCUCCAGCACCGAUGGAAGUCUACGGAUCCUUGCGGCCUUGCCCCUCUGGAUUCUUACCGACCCUGACCACCAUGAGAGACAGCUACAAGGGCUUCACUGCCACGCAUCUUCAGCCACAGCACGUCAGCUUCGACCUAACGGGAAGCGGGAAGUCCAAACCCAGGCUGGUCUCUGUUCAGCGGAAAUCCACGGAGCCGUUCGAGACCCCUUGGGGAGAGGAACAGCUCGUUAGGAUGCCGCCUCUCAAACCGACCCCGGUGGCCAUGUGUCAGAUCACCCGGGAAGAUUGGCUGGGCGCCAACAACGUAAACUACCGGCGCUUGGAGAGCAGCAGGCGACACGCGGAAAGCUUUUGGCGCGAGACCUCCCGGUUGAUCCAGAGUAAAGAGCAGCUGACUCGGCGAACGCAGUCUGACAGCUCCCGGUGGAUCGGUGAACGGAUAACGGAAAUCUCGUUCUGGCGGAGCGAGCUGGGGUUCGAGCUCGAGCAGCUUCUCCGCGACACCGAGAGGCUACGUCAGGUCAAAUUUCGGUUGGACAGGGCCUUAAAGGAGACCGACGGCCCAUUGCAGAUGUCGCAGGAGUGCCAGUUCCAGUGUCAGAAACUCAACGACGGAGUCAUCGAUGUAGUGGAGAAAGAACUGGUGCAGGAGGUAACAGUGAUCAGGUCUUCUCAGGAACAGUUGGAGAGGAUCAGAGAUAAAGUCCAGAAACAGCUGGAGUCCAACAGGAGAGUGCAACACCAGUUGGAAAAAGACAUGGAUGAUAAACACAGAGCUCUCCAGAUCGACAGCCACUGUCACACACUGACCAACUGUUAUACUGCUACCAACUAUUACCCUGACCUCAGCCUGGUAGUGCAACACACAAAGGAAACCCUGACAACACGUGUUUUGUCCCUCCUCCCUCCCGGUAGUGUCUCAGUGCCGGUGUCGUGGGUGCAGUAUUCGGAGGACAACAUCGGGAAUUCGGCGUCGGAGCGGCGAGCCACCCGGGACGUAACGGAGCUGGUGGAGCGAACCCUGGUUGCCACGGCGAGAGACAUGUGGUCUCAGUACAGCCGUGUCAACGCCGCCUUCACACUCCGUGUCAACCAGAACACACACGCUAAGAACACGCUACAGCAGCACCUGGCCAAGACCCUGCAGGAGAUGCACCAGACGGAGCGUACCAUCUCCGAUUUGGAGGGGUCCAUCUGGGCGAAGAGAGCUCCCCUCAGAGUGGCUCAGUCCAGGCUGGAGGAACGCACCCAUAGACCUAACAUGGAGCUCUGCAGGGACCACCCACAUACCAGGUUACUGUCUGAGGUGUCUGGUCUCCAGGACACAGUUUUAUCUCUAAGACAGAGGUUGUCUGAAGCCCAGGCUACCCUGCAGCAGCUGGCUGACUGUAAGAGUGUUUUAGAACAGGAGCUCUACACUAAGGCCCUCUCCCUCUUUAUCGACCAGGAGAGAUGUCUAGGACUCCGCAAGACAUACCCCUCCACCCCUAGACUGGUGGGAUACACGUAGACAAGACAUACCCCUCUAGACCAGUGGGAUACACGUAGACAAGACAUACCCCUCUAGACUGGUGGGUUACACGUAGACAAGACAUACCCCCCUAGACUGGUGGGACACACAUAGACAAGACAUACCCCUCUAGACUGGUGGGAUACACGUAGACAAGACAUACCCCCCUAGACUGGUGGGUUACACGUAGACAAGACAUACCCCCCUAGACUGGUGGGUUACACGUAGACAAGACAUACCCCUCUAGACUGGUGGGUUACACGUAGACAAGACACACCCCCCUAGACUGGUGGGACACACAUAGACAAGACAUAAACAGACACACAGAGACAGAUUGAAGGUCCUUUCUCUUCUCUUCUGUGGUUCUGUUGAAUAAAGGUGUCUAAGUCAUA
Salvelinus fontinalis (brook trout) is the source of this 2136-nucleotide messenger RNA. RefSeq names its product tektin-3-like. Gene Ontology annotation, biological process: cilium movement involved in cell motility; cilium assembly. The coding region runs from base 245 to 1744 and encodes 499 amino acids. Gene Ontology annotation, cellular component: microtubule cytoskeleton; sperm flagellum; nucleus. Lineage: Eukaryota; Metazoa; Chordata; Actinopteri; Salmoniformes; Salmonidae. The record is from RefSeq and is a predicted model, not a curated record. The transcript is spliced from 7 exons.